AUGGACGGGACAUACAAUAACCCCUACGCGCAAGCGCAAUCUCCAUUAUCCCCUCAGACUCCCUCGGCCGGAGCAUACCAGGUCAACGUCAGCCGCCAGAAGACGAGAAAAUGGGUCCAAGCGCCCGUUCAGAACUAUGACGGUGAUGACUGGGGUGCCGACGAGUUCGAAGACGACGAGCCGCCGCCGCCGCCUCCUGUUCCUCGGGUCACCACGGGCCUCCGUCCCGUUGGCCAACGGUCCGAAUCCUACGGCCCCUCCCCGAUGCUGGCCGCCGCUGUGGCAUCAAGUUCACAGAGCUCCAGCGGCCCGCCCUCGUUGCACAUCCAGACCCAGGAGAAUGCUUCUCCCUCGACUGCCGCUCCUGCCCGUGGCCCCGAGCAAGUCCACAAUGCUGCUGCACUGGGAGCCGGACGAACCGGCUCACCCGCCCCCGCGUCUUCCGGCGCAGCAUCGUCAAAGGCCCCCAGCUAUCACCAGCCCGAUGUCCGAUCUUCCACGCCACAAAGCACCGCCAGCUCUGGUGCUCGCGCUUCUCCCGCGAUUCGACCGUCUGAACUGUAUCGUCACGUGGACGAGGACCGAAGACUGGGUGGCUCACCUCUAUCCAUUGCCGAAGCUAUUGCGGCGAAACCGACUGAUCGAGCAACGCCACCACUGAACGAGCCGAACCGGCAGAAUUAUAACCAAGGAGAUGGUCCUGCUAAUCAGCCAAUCCAAAAGCAGCCGACGUUCGAUAGUAUUCUCGCUAAAAGGGAGGACUCUGAGCUCGCGCAACGAAGCUUCGACAAUGCGCCAGCGGCCGAAAGUCGACCUCUGUACGAGGAAGCCCGCGAUGUUAAGGAAGAGCCCGUGAUUCACCCAGCCGCAGGUAUAGAUCGCAAGCGAAUGUCCGUCAGCCCGCAGCUACCCAGCAUGUUGCGGAUGUCGGGCUUCGGGGACGACUUUUUUUCCUCGUCAAGUUCAGUUCCUCCUUCAGCGCCCCUGGAUCCUGUAAAGCAGGAACAGCCCCCCGCACCAGCACUAGUCGCCCCUGCUCCUCAGUCACAAUCCGAUAGAAGCUCAACCCACGAGAUUCCCACGAUCGACGAGGCCCCCAAAGAAAACGUGGAUAGCCCAAGGGUUGCGGCCAUCUCUCAAAACCCGGCCCUCGCACCUGCGAAUGAUCCCCGAGCCAUUCCGCCUCUACGCACGCCGAGUCCUCAUACCAAGUCCCUGGAGGUGGCAGCACUUUCUGGCUCUCCCCAGUCCAAGCUGCCCGAGAUUACACCCCCUGAGCCUCUCAAGCCUCGUGUACCGGAAUACUCCCCUUCAGACUACGAGCCUCAAUCGGCCCAGACACAACAGACCACAAGCACUUUCAAUGCGUCGCCUGUUAAGGAAAGCGACAUGUUGAGCGAGGAGAUCAUGAAGUCCCUGAGUCCGAUCGGCCAGAGCUCUGCCCUGGCUCCCCCACCAGACAACUCGCAGUCUUUGACCCCAGGUAGCCGAAACGAUACGAGGAAUAGCAGCUACACUCUAAGCGGCUACGAUGAUUAUUGGGCUGAUACGACCGAGAGGCCAGCACAAGAAGCGAACAACGAGGUGAAGGAUCACGAGAAGCCACAGCCAGUCCCUGCUCCGGCAGCUGCUCCACUUUCACUUCCUGCUCCAGUCCCAGAGCGGAAGGCCCUUGGCUCCGGCACAUCCAGCCCUGCUCCUCCACCGGCUGAGGACAAUGCGGAACAAGACUCCCUAGGUUUGCGCCGAAAGUUUUCCUGGGAGGCUGAUUUUGGCCCUUCGCCCAAUCUUUUUAAGAGCGAGUCACCGGCUGAAGGCUCAUCCAAGAACGAGACUCCCACUGUCAAUAUUCCCUCGCCACUUGUUGCGUCUGCUAUUCAGGCUCCUAGGGAUGUUGGAGCCGAACCCGCUGGUCCAUCAAGGAGCUCUCCGGGGCCUGUCGAUACUCCCAUGAUCGUCGUUCCGCCGUCAGGUGGGAUCUCUCAUCAGGUUUCCAAAGCCAGCACACUCCCUCCGACACAGCAACCAGUUGUUCUUGAGCCUCCGUCUCCUAUUUCCGUUAGAACUGAUGAGAGCACACCUCAAGGUCUUGACCGUGUCGGGACUGGGGUUGAAGACAAGGUGCUCAUACCAACACCAUCAACCAUCACUGCGUCAGCCACACCACCCCUUGAGAAACCACAACCACAGACUCUGGUGCUCCCCCCGAGCGAGUUUCCUCAAACCAUUCCGUUCCGCGACAUCAUGAAUCUUUCGACCCCCCUUCAAAGAACUCUCAAGUUUGAUGCAGGCCGGGCUACAUACGCCGCGUGGGAGUCAGGUCUAGAGAAUUGGCUCUCUAACCUGAUGACUCAACAGCCCGAGUAUGCUCACGCAACUGGCUCUUUCUCGGGAGCUGGUCUUCCUGGUUCGAGCCAGGGAGGGCAUGCUUCAACACCAAGCGGAUCUCACUCACAACAGCCAUACUACCAGCAGUAUCUCAACGCAAGCUCUCCGACCACGACGGCUCCGGCAGCGGGUCGAUCUCGAUUGGGCGGCUUGCCCCUGCCAGCACCAUCCGGCUCCAGCAGCUUUGGAAACUCGGGUAACCAGCUGGGUACCAAGAGCAAGGAAUUCAUGCACUCGGCUGGCAAGAUGGGCAAGGGACUGUUCAGCAAGGGGAGGAGCAAAUUGCGCGGAACCGGGGACAAGGGCGAACCCAUCCCUCCCCCGGUGCAAAUCAAGACCAAGAAUGAGAGACGCACGUCAUGGGGCCUGAGCCUUGGAGCAAAGUCCCGCGCUGAUGAAUCUGCAUCGCAAGCCGAGAAAGACAUGAUGUAUACGAGGCCUCCGACCCAACUGCACCAGGCUCCCCCAUCCUCCCAAUCGUCUGUUGUGUCUCCCUUUGUCCCUGCACCUCAACAUGGUGACCCUGGUAAUCGACUUGCUUCACGAGAGAGCUACGGACCCCCACCCAUGACCGGACCGGCAACCCUUCCCAGUAGGGAUCAAGAAGAUAGGACGGAAUGGCAAAUCCCAACGCCUGACAAUGACAACUCUACCUGGGAUCCCUUCAAGGGCACGGACCUUGGUAAGGACGAUGCUUCGGAACACUCUGGAGUCUUGCUUAGGAACCGAGAAGAUCAUGGCCAGACAAGCCGUGGCGCUGAAGUACCAUCUGGUAAGCCGGUGUCUGGUGACGCGACACCUACUCUUGCCAAUACUGGAGGAAUCCGUAUGGUGCCGCCGGAAGCGUUCGCAACUUCGUCCCAGCAGCCUACAUCUGCCUUUGCUACCCCCUCUCAACCAGUCCCUGCUGCUGCCCCUCCCCAAACCCAGAAUGAGGCAAGUAUGCCUCAACGGCAGUCGUCUUUCGUUGGGUUGCCAUUGAUUAGGAGAGGCUCAACAUUUGACGUAACCACAAACCCCGCUCAGUCAAAGCCCACUGAGACGAUCACUGAAGGGGUUUCUACCGAUGUUGACGAAGAUGCAGCUGCUGGGCAGCAUGGAACACUCACUUCCGAGGUCACGGUUGGUUCAACCUUGGUUGGUACAGACUCUCUGAUAGCCGGUAAGGAUUUUGAGAAAGAUGUCGAUGAACCAGAGCAGCAGGCUCCUGCAGAUGCCCCAACUGCCCAGCAAGAGCCGCAGCAGCCUCAGCAACAACCUCAGCAACAACCUCAGCAACAACCUCAGCCACCUCUUCAUUCCCAAGGGCAGCAUCCAUUCCAGAUGCACCCAGUCCACCAUGGCCCUAUGCCACCUCAGCAUCCACAGUUUGGACCCCGGCCCAUGAUGCCACCCAACAUGAUGGGUGGCAAUCCUAUUCACAGACUUCCCCCCUCCGGACCGUGGAAGUUGGAGGAGAGCCAUCUCUCCGAGCCUCUCCACCGUGUUACUCCUAAGCCGCAGCAGCUUCCCCCAUCUGGUCAAUGGAAGCUAGAAGAAAGCCACCUGGCCGAGCCUCUCCAUAUCGUUAACAGAAACCGUGCCGGUACUAGCAGCUCACACCAGGAGCCUUAUUUCGGAUAUGACAAGGAGACCGGGAUUGAUCUGCCUUCGCCCACAAGCCCUGUAACUACCAGCCCUGGAUCCAAGCCGUUCCAACAUCGACAGAAGCCAAGUGAAACGCCUCCAUCAUCUGCAAACAGAUACCCAGGCCUCUUUCCAGGACAGCCGCAAGCACAGCAAACUCCUAAUGACGGACCUCCUGGCCCUACUCCGCAGUUUAUGAGACGGCUGUCUAACGAGGCAGGUAUUACGCGAACUGGAACGGGAGGUCCAGAGGAGGAACGUGGUCGUUCAAGAAAGGCAUCGGCGUUGUUCAAGGACAUUGGCAGUCGAUUUAGAAGGGGAUCAUCUGAGCGCCGAGGCACGUCUGUGGAGCCCAAGCCACAGCAACAACAACAGCAUCAGCAACAACCUUCCCAGUCUCAUGCGCCUGACCAGCCGCAUCUGCCAGGUGACGGGGCUUCCGUGUCCAGCAUCACCACAGAUGAAAUGCAAGAUCGUAAGAAGGCGAGGUCGAGCUUCAUGCUUGGACUGCGAAACCGCCCUUCGACAGACCACGGGCGACAGAAGAGCAGAGAUGGACUGAUGGGACCUCCUCCUCGUCCAGAUGAAGCCAGACCAGAGACGUCGCCGGAAGAACGAAAGCUAUCUCGCUUCGGUACAGGUCUCGGUGCCCUUACUGGCCACCAUCACAGGCCCAGCGGCCCUCCACGCGCGUCUACGUCAAACCUGGCCAACGAGCCUGGUACAAGCACGCCUCUCUCCAAGAAGAGAUUCUCGGGUUUCAACACCAAGGCUGCAGUUGCUGGUGUCUUCCACCACCGUCCAAGUGGAGAUAUGACGCCCAAACCGGGGACCCCCAACUCCUCAAGGCCUGUGUCAAGCCAGCUUGCACUCCAACAACAAGCGUCUUUGGAGCGUCCAGAGUUCUCUCACCCUGGGUUCGAGAGGAGUAACACGGCCGGGCCGUCACUCGGGCAGAUGCAGCAGCCCACCCCAGCGAAUGCGCAGCCGCUUGAUCCCCAGGAACGCCGCAGGAGACGAGGUUCAGCGGCCGGGUUGAUCUCUGGGUUGUUAGGUCAUGGCGGUAAGCAUAAGGAAGAGCAUCAGGUUGCGCCGCCCCAGAUGCAGCAGCCUCCAAUGCAACAACCACAGGUUCGCCAACCUUCCGGGCCUCAAGUCGGCAACCCCCAGCUGCCUAGGCUGCAAACCCAGGAUCAACCUCAAGGUCCUCCACAGGGCCGUCGCCCUUCAGGCCCUCAGCUUCCAACCCCUCAGCUUCCUGGACCACAGCUUGGUAGCCCCCUACUUCCGGGAUCGCACCCUGCUAGUCCCCAAGUUGCUGGGGCACAAGUCCAUAGUCCCCAACUUGCAAGCCCAACAAUUGCCAGCCCUCAGCCUCAGAGGCCUCAGCAGUUUGGAAACCAGCAGCCUCCUAUGCUCCGUCGGAUGACUGGAACCUCUUCGUUGCUUGAGCAGACUCCGACGUCCCCUGACAGACCCCCCUCAGGCGGACCUCGACAGAAGCAGCAGGCUCAAGUCGCCUACCAAAAUUCUCGUCCGUCGCCGCUAGGUUUUGGGCCGUCAACAACGCCAGGGGGAACACCCCCUAUCGGCACAACGAACGCCCCAAGUCGUCAUGGGACGCCGCAGACUCCUUUCAGUGUCGGGCAGGUCCUCUCUGACAAUGGAUCUGGCAGAAUGCGAUCGACCUCACCCGCAGCCUCGGCAGUUCGCCCUGCCCCGAUGUCGCAUGGUGCCUACCACAAUUCAACACAAUCCCUGGAUAAGCUGGUUCGGCCUGGACAAGUCGGUGGCCAGGCUCAACAGCCUGCUACCGGCUCACCUACUAUGGCGUUUCGACCUGAUGUUCGGCCGGCUAAUGGUCGCGUUGAGAAUACUACCCGAGAUGACUUGCCUCUAUCUCCAGUUUCUCAGGUGUCUAACAUGGGACCGCCAUCAGUCUCUUCUAUUGCUACAGGGCAAAGCCCUCGACUGGCAACAUCCGGGCCAGCUACGGGAAGGAGACAAUCCUCUCAGCUUUCGCAAACGUCACAGCCGAACACGCCCGCGUUGUCCAUGGCAUCUCAUACUCCACCAACGCAACACCAACCGUUCUCCACUCGCAUAGGCAUGUCGCCACAACAGCAAUACCAGCAGCAUCAGCAACAGCCGGGCGGUAUCCGUGGCCAACCAAGCCCGCACCCUUCAUCUUUGGCCCCUGGGCGUCCUUCGAUGCAGAUGCAGCCUUCCGUCGGACCUCAAGUACCUCCAAAGGAUAACAUGGGUCACCCACCUCAGCCUUAUGCCGUGGAAGCACCUCGUCAAGGCACUCCCACGUCGUCUAAGUGGAAGGGACUGAAGAAUCGAAUGUCGGGGCAGGCGGUACAUAAGCCAUCAUCCAGUCAGAGCAAGCCGGAAGGAGAGAAGCUGUCUGCGAGCAAGAUUCUCGGGGCAUUUAAACGAAGCUCCAAGGUUCCUCAGCAAGCACCGGCUGCCGAACACUCUUUCCAGGGGGGGUUCCAGGGAGGUUUCCAGGGGAGACAACAGAGUCAGCAGAUCCCUGGUCAGCCCCCUUACGGGCAAACGCCGACUCCACGACAGUCUUCUCAGUUUGGCAGCCCUCCAGUCGGCCAGAUGCAAACUCCACGGCAAUCCUCUCAGCAAUUUAGUAGCCCACCUGUUGGACAGAUGCAGACCCCACGACAGUCCUCCCAGUUCACUAGUCCACCCAUGGGCCAGCAUCAGUUCCAGAGACCUCCAGGACCCAUUGGCCAAGGUCAGCCUGGUAUGGGCCAGCCGUAUCCCGGCUACAGCUUCAAACCUCAGGGCCAAUUCCAGUCUCCCCCUCAACCACAAGGCCAGUUCCAGUCCCCGCCUCAACCGCAGGGUCAGUUCCAGUCUCCUCAACAACACCAGGGCCAAUUCCAUUCUCCUCCUCAGACUCAGGGCCAGUUUCAAUCCCCUCCCAGGCCUCAGGAUCGAUUCCCAUCACCCCCUCUCCCACGAGGCCAGUUCGAAUCUCUUCCCCAACGCCAAAUCCAAGGUCAGUUCCAGUCACCACGCCAGACCCAGGGUCAGUUUCAAUCUCCACCUCAACCUCAGGGUCAGUGGCAAUCGCAAACGCAUAGCCCCGGAGGCCAGUUUGUUCCAUCCCCUUACCAGCCAGGCCAGUUCCCUACCCAGGGACAAGGAAUGACUGGGCAAUCCCUAAAUAGGACACACCCGAGCCCUCGCGUCCAGCAGGGGCAUAUGAUGCAGCAAAGCACUCAUCAACAGCCGCAGCCGAUCACGGUCCAAACAUCCAUCCCCAUUCAGCAGCCAAUUCCCGUACACGCGCCAUCACCCCAUCAAGGAGCCUUAUUGCAGCAGUUCAUGCCUCCGGCAGCCAAUAAUCAGCCCAGCAACGCGGAGUAUCAAGGAAAUAGAGGAGGGCAGCCAAGCCAUCCGGCGUUCGCGCACAGAGGUAGUCCAGCUAAUACUAACCGGCAAGGAAGGCCGGACAUGCAGCGUCUUGUAAGCAAUGACAGCCAUCACAGCGGUGGAAGCAGCGGAAGCUCAAGGCUAGGCAGCAAUCCUCCUCCCGCGGUUCAAUAUACAUCCCCUAGGAUGAUCGCCGGCGAGAACGAGGCUACCAAGUCUCUGCCUCCAGCUGGGGGUGUACCUGUGGUUGCUGCGACUGCUGCUAGUGCAUCGCCAGCCGGCGGUCAACCUGUAGUGGCGAUGAGUGAGAACUCAGCACCCAAGACCGAAGAGCAUCGCGCUCUUUCGUUAAGCCCUCCCAGCGGUUCGAACGGCGAGAUCAGCCCGGGCACGAUCAACGCGGCGCCCGUCCAAAACGAAACAACACACGACAAGGCCGUCUCACCCGAAAGCAACGGCAAUGGGAUCGUUACCAAGGCGACUGGAGGGCCCUCCUUCUCGGCCGAGCUGGAAGAUACAGAGGACGCUCGGAAGCGCACACUGCGGAUCGACUCACAGGAGGAGAAGAUCCAUUAUGACCCUAAUGCCGACUCGGACGGAGAACUGCCUCCUCAGAUGAGCGCAACGAGUUAUCCCGGACAGGAGUGGAACCCUUACGGAGGGGAAUACGGAGAUCUCGAUUAA
Molecule: messenger RNA, 8097 nt
Organism: Fusarium vanettenii 77-13-4
Lineage: Eukaryota; Fungi; Ascomycota; Sordariomycetes; Hypocreales; Nectriaceae
Exons: 6
Coding region: 1-8097 (2698 amino acids)
Source: RefSeq, a predicted model, not a curated record